Molecule: messenger RNA, 1171 nt
Organism: Phragmites australis (common reed)
Lineage: Eukaryota; Viridiplantae; Streptophyta; Magnoliopsida; Poales; Poaceae
Product: ethylene-responsive transcription factor ABI4-like
Exons: 2
Coding region: 91-831 (246 amino acids)
Source: RefSeq, a predicted model, not a curated record
UGAAUGUGGUGGUCGAUCCCAGGCACCACACCAAGGGUCCUCCGCCACAUCAGCAAAAACCAAACCCAGUGAACAGCAGCAACCGCAGCCAUGGACCGGAGGCUAGGACUCCCGGCACCGCCGCCGCCGCCGCAAUCCCCGCCGGUCUCCGCAGCGUCGGCGUCGGCCCCGGCCUCGCCUUACUCCGCGCUCCACCCGCUCCUCCUCCCCUCCCCGAACCCGCACCUCCUCCUGAAGCCCAAGACGCUGACCCUCUCCCUCUCAUCCUCCUCCCUCGCCUCCAUGGCCUCCUCCUCGCCGCCUGCACCCGCCACCGACGCCUGGGAGCUCGUCGCAGCUGCGCACGUGGACGGAGACCUCGACGACUGCGCCAUCUUCCCGCCGCGCCUCCACGAGGGGCUGGGCCUGGAGGGGGAGCCCGAGGAGGAGGCGGCGGCGGCGGCGGCGAAGGAGGCGGAUGAAGAGGGAGAGGACGACGAGGAUGAGGAGGACGAAGAGUGGCUGUGGCCUUGGGGGUGGCGGUGGGAGAGGUGCCGCUUGGCGGCGAGGCGCGCGUGGGCGGCCGGGGUCGGGGCCGUGCAGGAGGGGGUGCUUGUGCACGGGACGUGCGGGUGCCCGGCGGUGAGACCCGCCGUGUGGUCGGCUGCGGCGGCUGCCGUUGUGGUGGGGGCGCUUCUGUACGCGCGCCGGCGGGAUAGGAGGGAGCGGGACCUGCUCGUGCUGCUCUCGAAGGAGAAAGAUAAGAGGAUAGCACAACUUCUGCAUCAAAUUGCUUUAAUGAGUGACAUCAGAAGCAGCAGUGAAGCAGUUAAGAUUACCAGGAUCUCCUAAUCGUUUUUCACUGUUGGAAAGGUUCACCUGCUAUGUUCUAGCAAAUUGAUUAGGUAGUUAAAGAAUCACACCCAUUAGUAUGCAGGAUCAACACGUGUAGCUUAAUUAUAGUAUAGUUGCAUUAUCUUCCACAGAUCUGAUGUUUUACGUAUGAUUAGACACUAAAACCUGCAAGGUUGCUACCCAACCUCAAGUAAUCAACACUUCAUCUCCAUUUGUUCUAAAAUCUGUACAUAGAUGGGUGAUGAUUUGGUAUGCUGUAGACAUGUGGAAAUUAUUGCUGAUAUGGACGACCCUGGACUCGGUUCUGUAUAUGUAAUUUCCAUUUUUCCAUUGUGAA